Phascolarctos cinereus (koala) is the source of this 5244-nucleotide messenger RNA. RefSeq names its product DnaJ heat shock protein family (Hsp40) member C3 (gene DNAJC3). Gene Ontology annotation, biological process: protein folding in endoplasmic reticulum. Gene Ontology annotation, molecular function: protein-folding chaperone binding; misfolded protein binding. The record is from RefSeq and is a predicted model, not a curated record. Lineage: Eukaryota; Metazoa; Chordata; Mammalia; Diprotodontia; Phascolarctidae. Gene Ontology annotation, cellular component: endoplasmic reticulum.
GCGGCCCCGCCCCCUACUCCCGUCAGCAGCCGUGGCCGGAGCGGCUACAGCGGCCGCGGGAGCUGGUCAGUUCCCGCAUUCUCCUCCUCCUCCCCCCCCCAAGCGCCCUCGGCCAUGGUGUCCCUCGGCUCCGUGACUAACCGGCUGGGCUCGGUGUUCCCCUUCCUGCUUGUCCUGGUGGAUCUGCAGUACGAAGGUGCAGAAUGUGGAAUAAAUGGAGAUGUCGAAAAACAUCUUGAAAUGGGCAAGAAAUUAUUGGCAGCUGGACAGUUAGCAGAUGCCUUAUCUCAGUUUCAUGCUGCAGUAGAUGGUGAUCCAGACAACUAUAUUGCUUAUUAUCGGAGAGCUACUGUUUACUUAGCCAUGGGCAAAUCUAAAGCAGCAAUUCCUGACCUAAGUAAAGUGGUUGAAUUGAAGACUGAUUUUACAGCAGCACGAUUACAGAGAGGUCAUUUACUACUUAAACAAGGAAAGCUUGACGAAGCAGAAGAUGAUUUUAAAAAAGUGCUAAAAUCUCAUCCAAGUGAGCAUGAAGAAAAGGAAGCCCAGUCUCAACUGCUGAAAGCUGAUGAAAUGCAGCGCUUACGUUCACAGGCGCGUUCAGCUUUUGAUCGGGAAGAUUAUCAAGCAGCUAUAUCUUUCCUUGAUAGUAUUUUAGAGGUUUGUGUUUGGGAUGCAGAGCUUCGAGAACUUCGGGCUGAAUGCUUUAUAAAGGAAGGGGAGCCAGGGAAAGCUAUUAGUGACUUAAAAUCUGCUUCCAAAUUGAAGAAUGACAAUACUGAGGCCUUUUAUAAAAUCAGCACAAUAUACUAUCAUCUGGGAGAUCAUGAACUGUCACUCAGUGAAGUCCGGGAAUGUUUAAAACUUGACCAAGAUCAUAAAAGAUGCUUUGCACACUAUAAACAAGUAAAGAAGCUUAAUAAACUUAUUGAGUCAGCAGAGGAGCUUAUCAGAGAAGGCAGAUAUGUAGAUGCAGCUAGCAAAUAUGAAUCUGUAAUGAAAACAGAGCCAAAUACACCUAUUUAUACUAUUCGUUCCAAAGAAAGGAUUUGCCAUUGCUUCUCCAAGGAUGAAAAACCUGUUGAAGCUAUUAAAGCAUGUUCAGAAGUUUUACAACUGGAACCUGCCAAUGUGAAUGCUCUCAAAGACAGAGCAGAAGCCUAUUUAAUCGAAGAAAUGUAUGAUGAAGCUAUUCAGGAUUAUGAAACUGCACAGGAACACAAUGAAAAUGAUCAACAGAUUCGAGAAGGACUAGAGAAAGCUCAGAGACUCUUGAAACAGUCCCAGAAAAGAGAUUAUUACAAAAUCUUGGGAGUAAAAAGAAAUGCUAAAAAACAAGAAAUCAUCAAAGCAUACAGAAAGCUAGCACUGCAGUGGCACCCAGAUAAUUUUCAGAAUGAAGAAGAAAAGAAAAAAGCAGAAAAAAAAUUUAUCGACAUAGCAGCUGCUAAAGAAGUACUUUCAGAUCCAGAAAUGAGGAAAAAGUUUGAUGAAGGAGAAGAUCCCUUAGAUGCAGAAAGCCAACAGGGAGGUGGUGGCAACAGUUUCCAUAGAAGCUGGAAUUCAUGGCAAGGCUUUAACCCCUUCAGCUCAGGAGGACCAUUUCGAUUUAAAUUCCACUUUAAUUAAAACCAACAAUGUUUUUCUGCUACUAUUCCUUCUCCUCUUAACUUUUUUAAAAUUAGAAAACAAAUCUUAUUCCAGUUCCAGGACCCUAAUGAAAUAUUUCAAAUUUUUCUGUUGUCCAUAACCAAAGAAUUGUUUUAAUAGGAAGAAUCUUUUCCUGUCCAUUUUAAACUCUCUUGUUGGCUGGGGGUGCGAUGAUGAGUGAUGGUACAUGGUUCAGUGCCCGUGUGAAGCAACCAAGUCUGGGGCAGACUCUCUUGUAUAAGCACUAAUGUAUUUUUUAUACUUUUCUGCAUUGGAGCAAAUGCAAAUCCUUCCUCCUGUCCAAUCCUUGUGUGGUGUGUCAGUACCUACAUAUGGUGCAUCUGUAAGCAUACAUAAGCCAAAAAAGAAGCUGUUCUCAGAAGACUGGGCAUGUUUCAGUAUUCUAAAAGUAAAAGAUUAAUGAUGAGACCAAAUUCUAAACUGUAUUGUUUUGAGGUAACUUGGUUUUCUGAAGCGUAGACUGCUAGACUGGGAUUUUGAACAAACAGAACAGUUAUUGAUUUCUAAUACUUUCAAAUGUUUAUUUGUUAAUAUUUGAACUUCCUUAAUACUGUAUUCAAUUUAAUGAUAUUUCUUCUGUAUGGUUACAAGUAAAGAAGUGAGAAUUCCUCAUUUAGAAAACUUGCUACCAAAUGACAGCUGGGUUUGGACUCUUGAUUGGGGUUAGAAAGCACAUUUUAUUCUUUUUUUUUUUUUUUUUGGUAGCUGAAUGAGAUUUCUUCAGAACUGCAUAAGUGGAAUUGGAUGUCCUGAUGACCUGGGAGAAUUUUUAUUUAUGACUAAAAAGAGACACUUUGUUUCUCUAAAAAGUUAUUUUCAAAUGUUGAAAAAUUUUUAAACACUAUUGCUUCUAUACAAGUAGAGAGAAAUAUUGUUUAGUAAUGAGUUCUUAACCUCUCUUACAAAAUUUUCAUGACCAAGAUUUGGUUUUGAAACUUAAAGUUGCUUUUCCAGGAUAUAUAGGCCUUUGAAUGCAGUAUUUCAGCAUUCUUUAUUGUAGUGGCUCUGUGAGAGUGAUUUUCCCCUCCCUUGGAGCCAGACCCGAACACGUGGACCACCAGUGGUUCCGAGGAUCCUGUUUUGCUUAAUUCUGGAUUUAUAGGACUAUUAGUUUCCUGGAACAUUUCAAAAUCAGAUAGUCACCUUUACUAAAGGUACUAGUCUGAUUUCAAGCUCCUGGGAUUUUAUAGUCUUCCACAAUCUUUUUUUUCCCCCUAGAAGAAGGUGCCUCAACUUGGCUGAACUCAACCCAAGUUUCCACCAUCAUUUCUCUAUAACAAUGAUAUUUAUCUCCUGAUAGGUCAUUUGUUCCUUUAACUUUGUAGAAAAUUUAGUCAAUUACCAUGAUGUCUAAUUGUCUCUCCAUAAAUGUAAAGCAUUGAAAAGUUUUCAUUGAUUUGCAGUUAUUUGUUUUAUAAUGUCUUGAAGCUCAAUCUACUACAAUAUGCAAAUGUACAAUGCAAGCUGUAUCGUUUAACUCUUUGAAAAAAUCUUAAGCAUUUGUACAACUGGAACUAAUUCUGUUAUCUAAAGAAAUUAUUUUCGAAUCUGGUCUUUUAUCACAAAUUUUCCUUGGCAUCACACCAAGAAGACUACAACACAGCUGGUAGCCCUGCAGUAGUAGGGAUCUUCAAAACCGCAGAUCAAAAUAUAUUAAGUGCCAGAGCCUAACAUUUAAAGAAUACCUGCCAGAUCUGAGAGUGUUUGUGAUGGUCGUGGAUAGUGUUGCAUUGGGAAUUCGUGUUCUUCAGGGUAUUGGUUAUUGAUGUAGCAUCUGACUUCAGACUGCAUGCCUGAGUUUUCACCUCUCAGAACAACCAUGAUUCCAAAUCCUGAAGUCAGUCAUUCGCCCAUGGGAGGUGGGCAGUUAUGUUCAGAAGCACCAUAAUUAUAGAUUAGAAAAACUCGACAGCUUUAGCGCAUCCACGAAGAGAUAAGCUAUAGAUUGCACUGUGCCAAUUCCAUUAAAGAGGAAGUGAGAUGUCUACACUGGGAUUGCAUUCUGCUACUUAAGGAAGAAAGCAGGAAGACUGAAGCUCUUAACCCUUUCUCAGUGAAUGCAGGGAAGUUCUUCCUGUUUGGAAAGACUAUAAUGUUUGCAACAGUGGUACAGGAACAUCCGCAUAUUAAGGGAUCAUACAACAGUUUGUCUGCCUUAAGAUAGGAAGCCACACUGUACAAUGGGAAGAACUCGAAUGGUGAAAGUUUAUUUUAACUCAUUUCGUUAGUGACUGCUGCUCUUGUGCACUUUCUGCUGACAUUCUGCUUUUGGUCACAGGCACAAAGCAUUUGUAGCUCUUUCAGUAAAAAAUAUGCAGCAAGUCACAUGUAAGGUUACAUUAUCCUUAACUCUAUUGUGUUCUCUUCUGAAAUUACUCUUUUCAUUAAUGAGCUCCCUAAAUAAAAUGUCACUGGUCUAUUCCAUUGCAGAAAGCUGGUUUAAUGGGAGUUACACAUGGCAAAAAAAGUAUUAAUCUGCACAGGAUGCAAAAGCAAUCUUAAGAAGGAUGGUUUAAAACUCAUUGAGAAGUCUGAAAGUAUGUACAGAAGUUUGUGCUUUUUACCAUGAAUAAAUGAAAAUGUAAGCAAUUUAAGCAGCCUCUGCUGAAGUGACUUUUAUAAUAAAAAAUCUAGCCAACUAUCAAUUUGACUUUUAAAAAAAGACAGUUUUCUAUUUCAGAUCAGUAUUAUUCUAGCCUUUUGAGUGUCAGUAUGAAAACAUUUGGGAAAAUUUUGGUCUUUGACAAUGGGAUCUAAAACUGCCCACAUCACUUGAAAGAAAAUAAUAUUUCCCCACCCCUAAAAAAGAGGAUAAUUAAAAGAUACACUUUUACAAUCACAAUCCAUAGAAAACAGUGUCAUUUUAUUCAUGGUGAGAAGUGACAGUUUUCACCUGAGAGAAUCAGUUGACCAAGUUUUUGCCUUAUUGUGAUAGUACACCAUUUAGUUUGCCUUGCAAAAAGAUUUGACCAGUAUGUCAAAAGAAUAGUUGUAAAAUCAGUCUGUACAGCCUUACUGAUUGACUGUAGUUUCCUUUUCAAUAUCCAGAGAGGAAGGAGGAAGGCAGUUGUAAUUCUUCAAUGACUAAUACAGUUUUACUGUAAAUCAGAUCAUUCCUGUUAAUCACUACUUGUUAGUGGCAAGAAAUUUACUACAUUUUAAACAGGAUGAUAGUAGGUAGGGUAACUCAGUCUUGUUGCAGAUAUCUCUUGCUUGCUGUCUGAUUUAAGAUAAAUUAGCCACUGCGUGGCUCUGUGGAGUAACAAAAUUGUAUUGCCUUUGUUUAUCUACAUUUGCAACACCUCUGCCUGCAGUGAGAAAGAUUGGCAGAGGUUAAGAACUGGUGAUCUUUCUUAAUGUAAGUUAGGUACUACUCCUGCCCUAAAGUUAUAAUAGUUCAGCGAUUUGAGUGAGAUGACUAACUUAAUGCAUCUUAAAAUUUUUGAAUGUUUUAUAUAAAAAAAGGAAAGGAACCUGAAACGCAGUGAACUGGGUCUCAGAUAUGUCUACAAAUGUGGGUACUAUUUUUAUGCCAGUGUAUUUUCACAUUUAAUAAAGAUAUUUAUGGUGAUA